Molecule: messenger RNA, 437 nt
Organism: Myotis brandtii (Brandt's bat)
Lineage: Eukaryota; Metazoa; Chordata; Mammalia; Chiroptera; Vespertilionidae
Product: tubulin beta-4B chain
Exons: 3
Coding region: 81-422 (113 amino acids)
Biological process (GO): microtubule cytoskeleton organization; mitotic cell cycle
Cellular component (GO): microtubule; cytoplasm
Molecular function (GO): structural constituent of cytoskeleton; GTPase activity; GTP binding
Source: RefSeq, a predicted model, not a curated record
CGGCGGAGCGUCGGUUGUAGCAUUCUGCGCGCCCGCUGCUCGGCUCUUGCUUCUGUCUUUCCAUCCGCGCCGCCGCCACCAUGAGGGAGAUCGUGCACCUGCAGGCCGGCCAGUGCGGCAACCAGAUUGGGGCCAAGUUCUGGGAGGUGAUCAGUGACGAGCAUGGCAUCGACCCCACGGGCACAUAUCAUGGGGACAGCGACCUGCAGCUGGAGAGAAUCAACGUAUACUACAAUGAGGCCACAGGAGGAAAUUACGUGCCCAGAGCCGUGCUGGUGGACCUGGAGCCAGGCACCAUGGACUCCGUCCGCUCCGGCCCCUUUGGCCAGAUCUUCCGGCCUGACAACUUUGUGUUUGGUGAGUGCCAGGCAUGGAGUACAGGCAGGGAAGCCCCCUCGCUCCGUUCACUUCCAAAUGCUUAGUGAAAACUCGCCACC